UACCACGUUUUGCCCCUCUCUGCCUUGUCAUCUUGCUGCACCACAUGACCACCACCGUCGCCGGUGACUCCCCGUAUACUUACGCACCGGUCGAACACAUUCUCCUCAACUGUGGCUCCUCUAACAAUUCUACAGCAUCAGAAGCUCGGAUCUGGAUUGGAGACGUGAAUUCAAAAUUUCUCACUCACGAACAAUCACAAAUUCAGUCAUCUCUUACCGCUAGCGCUGUUAAACAAGCGCUGACUGUCCCCCGAGUACCUUUUACCGAUGCACGGCUAUCUCUAGCCCCGUUCACCUACUCAUUCCCCGUCACUGCGGGCCAAAAAUUCGUUCGACUACACUUUCACCCCGCUUCCUACUCUAACUUUAGCCGCGCUAACGCCCUCUUCUCAGUCAAAGUUGGUGGUAUUACCCUUCUUAGCAACUUCAACGCUUCACUUAACGCAGAUGCCGAUUCUGGACCUACCAUAUCCAGAGAAUACUGUGUCAAUAUCGAAGAAGAUCAGAGGGUUUGUUUUGAUCGGCCGGCAGAACCUGUACCGCGUCGUUAACAGCACUUCUCUUGAGAUGGAAUACAGAUUAAACGUUGGAGUGCGAACCAUCUCACCCGCUGAUGACACCGGAAUGUUCCGGGAAUGGCAAGACGACACCAGUUACUUAAAAGAACAUAGAAUGUCAUUCAUACCUGUCAACGCAACUAUCAAACUGAAGAACUCCGUCAUACCCCGGUACACUGCUCCAGAAGAUGUCUUUCGGACUGCCCGAAGUCUGGGGAAUAACUCAACUCUCAACCUGAGCUACAAUCUCACCUGGCAAUUCCCCGUAGAUUCUGGGUUUGAUUACCUCAUUAGGCUGCACUUCUGCGAGUUUCAACCCGAAAUUAUUCAAACGUCAGACAGAAGGUUCCGUAUUUUCAUAGCAAAUCAAACUGCCGACGAAGCAGCCGACGUGAUUUUGUGGAGUGGGGAAAAUGGUGUGCCCGUGUAUAAAGACUACGCCGUUUCGAUGCGCGAAGGAACCGAGAAGAAAGUGAAUCUCUACGUCGCAAUAGGAGCUGAACCGCGAAGGUGGAAGACUUCAUACCAGGAUGCAAUCUUGAACGGCGUCGAAAUCUUUAAAAUCAGCGACUUCAACAGCAAUCUUGCCGUACUCAACCCCGAUCCACUUCCGCCGGACCCUCCAACUAUUGCGCCACCAGGACAGUCGCAGAACUCGAAAGGGAAUAGAACAAAAUUAAUUUCUGUCGCCGCUGAUGGUGUCGCCGGAUUUAUUGUUCUCUCAUGUUAG
This is a messenger RNA of Juglans regia (Persian walnut), 1287 nucleotides long. RefSeq names its product receptor-like protein kinase FERONIA. Lineage: Eukaryota; Viridiplantae; Streptophyta; Magnoliopsida; Fagales; Juglandaceae. The transcript is spliced from 2 exons. The record is from RefSeq and is a predicted model, not a curated record. Bases 448 to 1287 code for a protein of 279 amino acids. Gene Ontology annotation, molecular function: protein kinase activity.